CAGGCUGCUCGCGCUGCUGACACUGUUCACCUCCAACAGAGAAACUUUCCUGGAGUUCUUUCCUGGACUCUUCUGACUGCGGACCAAGUGAAACCCUGCUCAGAGGAAGCCGCAGCCGCCCGCAGGCCCUUCAUGCUGUAGAGAGACAGAGCGCGCGGAUAUAUCCACUCCUACAGCCGAGGGACUUUUGGACGGUUCAUGCAGAUUUUAGUUCAAACUUGUCAAAGCGUCUUCCUGGAGUAACGUCAGCUCCUUUAGUGCUUCCCACACCGGGCUGGAGGUCUGGAUCCACAGGAAUAUGCUCUGGAUUACUGAGGAGUUUCUCUAAAAGUGAGCGGAGUUUGUAACGGAGCUAAAACUCUCUGGACCUCUUUUUCUCUCUGAAACUUUUCCUCCAGUGUUUGGAUAUGGCUCGGAUAAGAUGGGGCCUCUUUUUUUCCUUCGGUUUGCUUCUCUCCCCGGUAUUUGUGUCAGCGGUGCAGCAGCAGAGCCAGACCGGCUUCAGGAGGCUGUACGUGAUCCAGCCCGGGCCGGGGCCGGGGUCGUCCGGAGCGGACGGCGGAGUGCGCGUCAGCUCCAUCUCGUCACGCAGCGGAGCUCAGGGACAGCCGCACACGUACAACGUGGAGCUCACUGCCAACUACGGCGGCCAGGUCCGGACCCGGAGGAUGGGGAAUCAGGCGCCCAGCGGGCAGGAUCAGAGCCAGCAGAAGCAGCUCAUGAAGCAGUCUGGGGUAAAUGUGUGUGGAGGCCAGUGCUGUCACGGAUGGAGUAAAGCUCAGGGAUCACAGCGGUGCACGAAACCCAAUUGCAUCCCUCACUGCCAGAAUGGAGGAAUGUGCCUCAGGCCUCAGCUCUGUGUCUGCAAGCCUGGCUCCAAUGGGAAGGCAUGCGAACACAAGAUGCCCACACACCCCUUCCCAGCAGUGCCAGGAAAUGGACCCACUAACGGGCACACCGGUGGUCACACAAACGGACACAACGUGGUGCCCCAGCGGCCCAUUCCUCAGCAAGUGUCCCCCAGUGGUUACGCCUCUGCACCCAGCAACAUGGCGCAGAUGAAACUGACGGUCAAGCCGGGGCCUCAGCUCGUCAGACCUCACUACAUCCAGCAGCACAUGCAGCAGCAGAUCAGACCAAUGCACCCAGGGCAGAACCAGCAGUAUGUCCUGAAGCCCAAAUACUACCACACACACACCACACACACACAGACGCAUGUCCAAUCCCAACCUGAGAGGCCAAUCCCCCUAACAGUAGGACACAACCCGAUCCAUGUUGGCAACCAUACAGGAAGGAUCAAGGUGGUCUUCACACCAACCAUCUGCAAAUAUACCUGCAUAGGAGGCAGAUGUCACAACAACUGCGAGCAGGGGAACACCACCACCAUCAUCAGUGAGAACGGCCACGCCACAGACACCCUGACAGCACCCAACUUCAGAGUAGUUGUCUGUCACCUGCCGUGUAUAAAUGGAGGCAAAUGCAGCGCCAGGGACAAGUGUCAGUGCCCUCCCAGCUUCACCGGAAAGUUCUGCCAGAUGCCCGUCCAGAACGGACACCAGCAGCACCAACAGACCUCACAGGGGGGCUACACCCAGACCCAGGUCCACUCCACACACACACUGCCUCUGACCUACAGCAACGGCCAGAGUCAAGUUUUCAACCCCAGCUUCGUCAACAUUCACAUCAAACACCCCCCGGAGGCGUCCGUCCAGGUCCACCAGGUGUCUCAGCUGGACAACUACCACAAUAAUGGGCACCAGGUGAAAGGCUCCCAGUCAGGCUCCUCCUCCACCAGCUACACCUACCACCACUCUGAGAGCAGCCAGAAGAUACAGCACCACGGCUACAAUAUAGUCUAUCCCGGCCAGCACGGCUACCAGGUGCCCCCGUACCAGCCGGUCACCUCCAAGAACACGCUGGGGCGCUGCUUCCAGGAGACCGCAGGGAGUCAGUGUGGGAAGGCCCUGCCAGGUCUCACCAAGCAGGAGCAGUGCUGUGGAACCAUUGGGACCUCCUGGGGCUUUCACAAAUGCCAGAAGUGUCCAAAUAAACCAUCCAUCCCUCUGAUCGAUUGUCCUCAGGGAUACAAGAGAAUCAACGCUUCUCACUGCCAAGAUUUAGACGAGUGCCAGCUUCAGGGCGUCUGUCCCAAUGGAAACUGUAUGAACACCGUGGGCAGCUACAGGUGCAUGUGCAAACCCGGCUUUGUCCCCGACCCAACGCUCACCACAUGCAUAUCCAACACGCCUGCCAUCCAAGAGGAGAAGGGGGCUUGCUUCCGUUUGGUCAGCUCAGGGAGGCAGUGUUUGCACCCAGUGUCUGCCCAGCUGAGCAAACAGCUUUGCUGCUGCAGUGUGGGCAAAGCCUGGGGCCCUCGUUGUGACAAAUGCCCCCCUCCAGGAACAGCUAAGUUCAAAGAGAUCUGCCCCGGAGGAAUGGGCUACACAGUUUUACCAAAUCCACCAAUCAACAAACCCGUUCACCAGGAGCCCAUCCACCUGCCAGCACCCCAACCCCUGCCAACACCAGAGAGACCAGUGGAGGCUUUUGGGCAACCAGAAGAGACAAUACCAGUAGCAACAGCUGCACCAGAUCAGGAGCUGGUAGUCCCUGUGGUUAGUGAUAGGCCAGUUGAACCCAUUCAGCCCCAGCUAUCUCCGGGUAUAUCCACCGUCAACAUCGAGGCAGCCUAUCCAGAGGUCAUUGAGAGGACCUCGCCUCCUGCUCCAGUGGAAAUCCUCCCAUCCAAUGCAGGCCAGGACAUCGCUCCGACCCAAUCAGCUGAGGUGGAUGAGUGCCAGAUCAACCCUUACAUUUGUGGCCAGGGAAUUUGUUACAACACAGCUGAGGGAUACACCUGCCACUGCCAUGAGGGGUACCGCCUGGAUGACGCCCAAACCACCUGUGUUGAUGUGGAUGAGUGUUUGGAAAGCACAUCUUAUUGCUUUGGCGGUCGCUGCACCAACACAGAGGGAAGCUUCCUAUGCGUGUGUCCGCAGGGAUUCCUGGUCGAUGAAGAGGGGACCAGUUGUGUGGAUAUGGAUGAAUGUGAAGACAGGAUGGUGUGUCCCUCUGGUAUCUGCUUCAACGUGCCAGGUAGUUACAACUGUGGACCCUGUCCUGAUGGCUUCUUGGCACAAGGAGGCCAGUGUGUAGAUAUAGAUGAGUGCCAGGACCAGAGCGUCUGCACCAGAGGCCACUGCCAGAACACCGAGGGCUCCUUUAUCUGUCACUGUGGGCCGGGCUUCAGAGUGUCCCGGACUGGAGACAACUGUGAUGAUGUGGACGAGUGUCUAGAAGAAGCCAGGCCCUGUGGGUCCGUAGGGGAGUGUGUGAACAACGUGGGCUCUUACACCUGUACCUGCCCCCCCGGAUUCAGACAGAUCAACGGCACCAUCUGCAGAGAUGUUGACGAGUGUAUGGACGAACAAGAGCUCUGUUCCCCCCACGGAGAGUGUCUCAACACCGAGGGAUCCUACCUAUGUGUGUGUGAGAGCGGAUUCACCGGCAGCCUCGACACGCCCUCCUGUGAUGAUAUCGAUGAGUGCGGGCUUAAUGAGACGCUGUGCGGCCCUCACGGCUUCUGUGAGAACAGACUGGGCUCUUUCCGAUGCCUCUGUGACCAGGGCUACCAGGAGUCCCCAGAUGGUCAAAGCUGUGUGGACGUGAAUGAGUGUGAGUUGCUUAGCAGUGUGUGUGGAGAGGCCCAGUGUGUGAACGUGGACGGCUCCUUCCUCUGCAUGUGUCCCAGCGGCCAGGAGUACAACGUCAUGAUCGCCAAGUGUGAGCCCAUCCCCACAGCGUCAUCAGUGGAGCGUAAGGAGUGCUACUAUCAUCUGAAUGAUGAAAACCUGUGUGAGAGUGUGCUGACCAGCCAUGUCACCCUGCAGGAGUGCUGCUGCACGCUUGGAGCCGGCUGGGGGGACAACUGCGAGGUUCACCCCUGUCCUGUCAAUGGCACUGACCAGUUCAAUCAGAUGUGUCCUUCUGGGAGAGGUUUAAUUCCCAGUGAAGACUUGCUGUAUGGUGUACCAACAUCUGGCAGCUACAGAGACGCAGAUGAGUGUUCAAUGUUCGGCCAGGAGGUGUGCAAAGGAGGCUUCUGUUUGGAUACUGUGGGCAGCUACGAGUGCUACUGCAAGACGGGACAGGACUACGACCCUGCCAAGCUGGAGUGCAAAGACAUCAAUGAAUGUCUGGAUGAGUCUGUAUGCGUCGGAAGCCAGUGUCUGAACACAGAUGGCUCAUACAUGUGUUUAUGCAUACAUCCCUUGGUGCUGGACCCAAACACUAACCGCUGUGUCCUCGUCCCUGAGGUGGCGGAACAACAUGAGUCAGAGCAGGUGGACUACCAGGGUAUCUGCUGGCAGACGGCGAUAGAAACCAUGACGUGCACAAGGCCGCUGGGUCCCAACAGGAAGACCACGUACACAGAGUGCUGCUGUCUGUACGGAGAGGCCUGGGGCAUGGACUGUGCACUGUGUCCGCCCAGAGACACCGACGACUACGCCUCCAUGUGUAACCUUCCUCUGGGUGACUCGCGGCGGCCAUAUGGUCGCGACGCCCUCGUUGCCAGCCCCGUCCAUGAAUAUGAAGUGAACCCGGACUACUCUCUGUCAUCUGAGCAGCAGGCGUCUCUGCCUUUUUAUGAGAGCGAGGAGCAUCCGUACAGGGCCUUUGAAGGUUUGAGAGCAGAGGAGUGUGGGAUACUGAACGGCUGUGAGAACGGUCGGUGUGUCAGAGUUCAGGAGGGUUACACCUGCGACUGCUUUGAUGGGUACACUCUGGACCUGUCCCGCAUGGCCUGCAUCGACGUGAACGAGUGCUCCGAACUCAACAACCGGAUGUCCUUGUGUAAAAAUGCAAAGUGCAUCAACACAGUGGGCUCCUAUCAGUGUGUGUGUCUGCCAGGUUUCACUCCCUCUGACAAACCUAACUACUGUGUGGAGGCGGCGUCAAACCCAACAUCGACACACACACAGUGAGCACGGAUGGACACUAGGGGGCGACAAGAGACAUUAAAACCACACGCACAAGCUUGUAUUACUAUACUUGUGAGGACGUCCAUGUCACUGCAAAAUUCUCCACACGUUAAGUUGAACUCCCUGGAUUGGUGUAAAUGUCCAUCAGCACUACCAAAUCCCAAACCACUUCACAGCUGAUCAUCGGAAGCAACCAAGGGGAGAGUUUAAGCUUGAGGGGGUCAUCAUAUUUAUAUCAGGGGGUGUGCCUUUAAACUGUCACUAAUCUAUUGGUAACCUUUGCCCAAAUCUUGCCUCUGAAUCAACAAAGUCCUGGUUCUGAUUUUACUCCUGUUUUUACAAUAUUUCUAUUUUAUUAUAUUUUCUUUAUUUUUUCAUCUUAGUGUUUUUAUAAUGUGGAGGUUUUAAAAUGAACCCUUUCCAGUUAUUAAAAAGUAUUACCAAGUUAAGGCCUUAAUUUUUUAAGUAUAAUAUCUUUAACUGACAAUCAAAGACUUGACCAUUACCACUGUAGCUUGCUGUUGUUUCUUUAAUCUAAGUAUAACCUAAUUUUCCAGCAGUGUGAUGGUAGAUCUCCUGUUGCACCCAAAUAAAGGCGCUGUUCCCCCAAUCAGAGAUUGAGAAGAUCCAGCCUCAAAGGACCAGACCUUCCUGGGCUGUGUAGACCACAAACUGAAAUGAGACUGUCUGCUCUACGGACGACUUCACCAGCUGUUCCCGCCCUUACUCUCUCGCUACUAAACACUACUCCUGUUGCCUACCUUAAAAGCUGCAGUGGAACUAGCUGACAUAGCAAACGCUACAAAGCUUAACCUACAAUUUUAAUAUAAAGUUAGAUUUCAAGUAACCUUUUAUCUGUAUCACCAACUUUAAAACAGAGUCAAACCAGUGGAUUGCAUUUCACAAUGUUUUACAUGGCUUUGUUUGAAAGUCUGCUAUCCCAAUCUAAUUGGCACGCAAUGAAUCUUGGGACAUGUUGGCCCAUGCUGGAUGCACCUGGCGCAUUUCCAUAGCGGCUUAAAAGGCAGGACGCAUUUGUAAGCUGAGUCUUCAAAAUGGGAAAACCUUCGACCAUUAAAACAUUGAUGUAGUCUUAGUGGUGUUAGUUGAAGCUGAAUGAUAGCAGUUGUGGUAUUAAAAACACUGACUCUUCCUAACUUUCAGUCAAACUAGAAACAUUGAGGGAGGUGGAGUUGAGGAGUGCCAAGGUCUGUCAGGCUUGCCCCUGGUGCAGUGUAGGCAAACAAAGACCAUCUGUUUUGACCAAAUCCACCUUUUAACUAGGCUGUAAAAACAUGCAUUUUAACAUGGGAAUUUGCUGCGCUUCCUGGGCUUUUGGAACCAGCCUCAAGUGGAUGCUUGAGGAACUGCAGUUUUUGCACUUCUGCCUUCAACAUGCAACUGCAACGCUAAAAUGCGCCCUUUGCAGGAUAAAGCCCCUCAUCUGGGACACAGCGAGUCUUGUGGUGAUUAGCCUAGCUUAGCAUAGUUUAAAAAGUCACAUGAUCACCAAAGAUGUUACAGUGCACCAUCUGCUAUUUAAUACUGUGUUUUAUCACAGUUGUCGACUCACUUCCAGAGACUUUUCCAAAGGAUUUUUUUUAGACCAAAAUGGCGGACAGACCGUGAACAUAGUGAUUGCUGUGGGCUAACAUCUAGGCCAGCUUUAAGUUUAGAAACAACAGCUUUAACCCUAACCCUAACCCUAACCCAAAUCCUUACAAAGUUCCAACCCACAUAUUCAGUCCAAACUCAUCACAUUCAGCUGGGUUAGUUACCAUGUGCUUCUAAUAUGACGAUCUGUGUCAUCUAGUAGAUUCAGUGUCACAUGUGUGCUUAGCGCCCUCGAGUUAGCAUCAUAACUAAGCAACAUCAAGUUAGCCUUUUACAACAAAGGGGUCAAGAUGACGCUAAGACACACACUAGCUCUGGUAAGACUAUAAAUAAAGCUUGCAGUGAAACAGUUCACAUGAGAUCCGUUAUUGGGUGUGUAACAGUAAUGAUCAUGUGGUUAACGCUGUGAGGAUGUCCCAACACAAACAGCACGGUGGGCUUUGGGUAAACUUUUAAAGAAAUCAACCUCACAAAAGAAGGACAUAUUGAAAUCUGGUUCCAACAACUGAAUGUCUAUUAUUAUGGACAACACACCUUCAUCUCCCCCCAGUAAAAAAAAAAAAGUGAAGCCAAAACACAGCAUCUAUGGGCACUAACAAUGCACCAGUGACUUUGUUUGGAGCCAAGGCAUGCUGACUGACAUCACAUCCCUUAAAUUAACCAGAUCACACACAUUUAAUUUACAGAGUAAAGAUCCCUUAGGUGAGAACAGUCCACAGGAAGUGGACAGCGCUCACGGCAAUGGAAAGUUCAAUGACUCUCUGUUAGGUGUUCCUCCUCCACUCUAAUCCACUAAGGAGUGCUACAUUUACUAAAGAGCUGUGCCCUAAAGGUUUUGGCUUCAUUUUGGGGGAGCUAUUGUGCUAUGCAUUGUUUUAUAUAGUCUAUGGUUUCAACACUAUGCUGGUUUGACAGUGUCCAGAUACUGCACCACUGACCAAGCUGUUGUAUUUGAUACAUUGGUUGUCUAUUUUUUACGCUCACAGAAUAACUAACCAAUCACUUCCCAUUAAGUCUGAUAUCUUUUGGAAUAAAUGAUGUUUCUCUCACUUUGCUCAACAUUUAGAGGAGUCCAAAGUGAAGCAAGUUAAGUCAUGCUUUAUUCUGGUGUAUGCUUUUUAGAAAUCACAGGUAUAUCGAUGGGAUUAUACAUUCUGAGCUGAAGUCCAACUCCUUUGACCUGGUCUUCAUCCUGACACUAUUAUUUGAAAGACAGCGGUAAUCAGCUGACAUUUAUUCUAGUAGAGCUUUAUACGUUUUACUCCUGAGGGGACAUCGGUCCUUAAAAGUACAGAAAUACAAGCACACACACACACACACACACACCCACAUACACAGAAACACACACAUAUACACAGACACUUACUUAAUCAAAGCCCAUAUAUUCUGCACUGUAUAAGAUACACACUAAAUGAAACAAACAGUAACUUACUUGAGAUGAAGAUGAAACUUAAUCUACUAUGUGGGGGAUAGAAACACAGAAUUGUAUAAAUAAAUGUUUUGUCUGUUGCUUUUUUAAGUUUGUUUCUUAUUUUGUUUUGAAAUGGAGUUUUAUUUGUGUCAUACGAGGAGGUUUAGCUCAUUUAACUCUUGACAAACCCUAUGGACUUGUGCUGGGGGAUAAAGUUGUUACGUUCUACCCAGUCAGACUGAUUGUGGAUAUUUAAUUCUGUGAAGAGGCCGGCUGCCUGCUCCCUCUCUUCCUCCAUCGCCAUCCCUCCGUCUGCAUAUAGGAAAGCUUUUAAAGGUAUCACAAGUUAAUUCAUAUGCACAUCCUGAUGCAUUCAAACAAGUAGCUAAUAUAAAGUGUUAAUAAUAAUAAUAAGCUGUUUGUGAGAUUUUGUGUUUGUUUUUUCCAGAACGGUAAAGUCAGUGAACCUGCGUGUUAAAACAAAGCCACGUUCCAUGUUUCCUAGAAAGAACUAAAAGACUUUUGUAUUUCCUCCUCUUCCCCUUCCUCUUCUUCUUCCUCUUCUUCUUCUUUCUGUAUGUGUUGAGAUGACUCAGAUGAAUUUUUAUUUUCAUACUUCUCUUGUCUGCGUUUCACUGCAAAGUCUUGCCAGGUUGCAAAGCUGCUAUGGGACAGCGAUGGGAGAGAAGAGACUUGUGUACAUUUAAACAAAAGAGUGGAGAAAACAGCUGAUGUAUUUGUAAUUUGUACAUGAAUAAAUAGCUUUUUCUAUGAAUUCAUAUCAACGUGUACAUUAAACCCCUCGGUAAUAAACCACAGAUUGUGAUAUUUACUUUG
Notolabrus celidotus (New Zealand spotty) is the source of this 8844-nucleotide messenger RNA. RefSeq names its product latent transforming growth factor beta binding protein 1 (gene ltbp1). Lineage: Eukaryota; Metazoa; Chordata; Actinopteri; Labriformes; Labridae. The transcript is spliced from 31 exons. The coding region runs from base 408 to 4985 and encodes 1525 amino acids. Gene Ontology annotation, molecular function: calcium ion binding. The record is from RefSeq and is a predicted model, not a curated record.